AUGCCUUUGCCCUCACAGCUCAGCCAGCUGCAGCACCCGCACAAACAACCCAGCGAUGGAUCGCCUACUUCAGCAACCUCCACUUCCCUCACUCCGGCAUCAUCUAACAACACGUCGUCGUCUCCCCUCAAUGAACUAUCGUUCGAGCUGGCGGAUUCGAUCCAGAUGGUCGUCCAAACCCUUCUCCAAGUCUCCCCGCCCCAAGUUCUCGAUAUAACAAAGGAACAGUUUUCCGCUUGUUCGCUUUCCGUACCGACUUCUUCCAUGUCGGCUAUGUUCACUGUUAUGAAGAACAUCAAUUACUUGUCCGCCAAUAUGCCGACCUAUUUUGACGAGAUGUCCGCACCAGACAGCAAACUCCCGGGGAAACGACCAGCACAAUCGGCGGAUACCUAUACGGAGUUCGAUAUUGGGGAGAUGUUGCAGUGUAUAGGAGACUCGCUAGGAGGGACUGCCGCUCAGGUCGGGGUGGACAUGGUUAUCUUCCACGGAGAUGUCAGCUUGAAGCAUGUGAACGUUGUGGGGGAUGAAGCUGCGCUGUCCUAUGCUAUCUCCCAUGUUAUCAGACAGGUCCUCAACAUCGCAGAACGGGGUGAUACCGUCGAAUUAGGCUUGUUGCUCACGCCCACGCUGCAAACCCAAGCGGAAUCUUCGAGUUCUAUGCCAGACAUUCCGCUCCAGUGCACCAUUCGCGUUUCACACAAAUUCGCCUUCCCAGAACGCUUACCAAACGAUCCAUACGGUCCAGAACCUCAACAGGUCCGCCAACAUCCCAACUUCUCCUCGCUUCUUCUGCGCCGGAUACUUCGCCACACCUCUGGAUCAAUCAAGGGGGACCUUCCUCCUCCCGAAAACUUUUCGACUGGACGAACAGUGGAAUUGGCUUUUCCCCUUCGCCGACCCCGAUCGACGCAAGCCAAAACCCCUAAUGAACGGGCAAACUCCGAAGAACCGCAAUUCGCUCAUGACCCUACUCUUCGACAACUCGUUUCUUUUGCAGAAACCUUGAAGGGAAAGAAGGUCACGCUGCAUGCCAGCCCCAAGGCAUGUUUCGCCCAGCAUCUCACAAGCUAUCUCACUGCGUGGGGGAUGGACGUGACCCAUGUUUCACCAGACGGGGAUACAGAUGGAACGAGCACUGCAGAGCAGACCCCCGCUGCUGAUGGAGCCCCUGCGACGGGAGAAGGGCCAAAUAACCCUGAUCCUGUUUCCUUCGUCUUCAUCGACGACGAUGUGGAUGUUCUCAAGGAACGUCUUCUGGCACAGCGGUCGGGGUUCAAUCCUUUUACAGGGUCCCAAGCUCUUUCCAAAAAGCGCCCAACCCUAGCAAACCUGCACCGCCCACGAUCCACGGUCAAUGUACCCCACAACACGGGCAUAACCAAGCCUGCUAACGGUUCGAACGUGAUCAUGCACUUUACGAGCCUCGCCAACUACAAACAUCUCAAGGAUGUUGUGCAGUCUAUGAUGGCUGGUUUCUCUGCGGCCACGAUACCAUUACCCGAGGUCAUGAUCAUUCCCAAGCCAGCAGGGCCUCGCCGUUUCCUCACAGCACUUCAUACCGCGGCCACCAAGCCGAGCGUCGACUUGCCAUUCAUUCCAAUCGCCACAUCACCCCUGAGCCCUGGACUGGCGACAGGGACCUUUUUUGGGUCUUAUUCUGGCAACACCGAACAACAACCCCAUUCUAAAAUUAACGCUUCUCAGCCGGUAUCUCCCACAAAGCCGCUUCGUCCAACAGGCUCUCGCACCAAUUCAGAACGGUCCCUGACCUCGAGUCGAGAAUCAGAAUCAAGCCUUUCGCAGGUGACGCCCUCACCACUGUCACUCCCCGAGAAUGUUGAAUAUUUCGAUAAAGCCGCUGCUUCAAAGUUGGGAUCAAACCCUUCGUCUGGUAUUGUGGUGAAGAGUCCAGACGGUCAGACUGGUAUUCUCUUCCGACCAAAGACUAAGGUUCCGCGGUCGCCUCAAGAACGGGACAAAGGGCAACUGGUUGUUCCUUCUCGGCGGUCUUCCCGUUCAUCACCGAAUGGCAAUGCAGAGGGCUUACCUUCUUUUGGCACAAUGUAUAGUGCUACUCAGUCCGCAGCUUCGUCCCCCGUUACCAAGCCUAAAGGCCAAAAUGGGGCUGCUUCUGAAUCGUCGCUUUUACACCCCUUAGACAAGGAUAGGAUUGCGGCUGCAACUCUUGCGGGACAUCCACCACCACCUUUGUCUGCACCGUUGGGAACACCUGUAUCAACUGUUGCGACCCCUGUGAAGAGCUCUGACAGCAAAACGCCCGCGUCGAAAGGAACAUCGCCUACAGGUUCGCCUCGACCCCAGGAAGCCGCUGCGGCUAUGCGCCGUCGACAACAUCUGCGCAAGGCGAGUUCUGACAAGGAUGCAACCACCACCACCACCACUCCUCUCGGCAAGAAGGGAAAAGCGCCCGACAACAGUAUUAUUCCUCCCAUCAGUGUGCUCAUCGUUGACGACAACCCUAUCAAUCAAACGAUCUUGUCGACGUUUAUGAAGAGGAAGAGAAUUAGCUAUGACAUUGCCAAUAACGGUGAAGAGGCAGUCACGAAGUGGCGGGUUGGUAACUUCCAUCUCAUCUUGAUGGAUAUUCAGAUGCCUAUCAUGGAUGGCAUCCAAGCCACUAAAGAGAUCAGGCGAAUGGAGAAGGCCAAUGCAUUGGCUGGCUACCCUCCCCUGACGCCCAACGGCGAAGGCCAGCGUACACCCUCUGACACAUCCUCUGUCGCCUCCCGGGCAACUGCCUCACCCUACCGAUCAUCCGUUAUCAUCGUCGCCUUGACCGCCUCGUCCCUCCAAAGUGAUCGAGACGCGGCACUCGCAGCCGGCUGCAACGACUUCCUCACCAAGCCUGUCUCCCUCCUCUGGUUGAACAACAAGAUCAUCGAGUGGGGUUCGAUCAAGGCGUUGCAAGUCUGGGCGGACCUGCGACCGGAUGUGAACAGGAUGAAUACGGGUCAAGCAGCGCAGGCGAGAGCUGUAGCGGAUCGGUUGCAGGUACCCAAGAAGAAGACGGCGUCGCCCCCGCCUAGGAGGAGUUCGAGUUUGAACAAGGAAGAGGGGGCUGCGGCGUUGGCGCUUGCGUCCCCUGCGGGUGUGCCACUGAAGGAAAGUGCUCUUGGCCAGUUCACGUCUGAACCCAAGUCUCUCCUGGCGAAGAUAGAAGGUGGGAAGGAGAUUUCUCCCAGUAGGACCCCUUCGGGAGAUCGGACUUCGUCUUCGACCGAGACGCGACCUUCGCGAACCAGCUCGGUUGAUUCCACUACCGAUGAUGAAUCAAUAAAUGAGAGCAACACAAGUCGUUCACCAACAGAUGACGAGCCUCCACGGAACCCAUUGACGGAGCCACCGCUCGAGGACGACAUGAACCCAGCGAUCCCGACCGAACCACCUGAUACAAGCGAUCUUCCGACUCCCAAAAGGUUGGAGACUAUCGACGAAGAUCCGAUUCCUCCAAUAGUGGCCAACGUUGCGACCGCCGGCCAACACGAAUCCUCGCUGACCCCGACUCUCAAUGAUCCUCGAUGCCAUAGGGAAGAUUAUGUCAAAGCCAAGCGCAAAGACGAUCAUGGACGCAAUGGCCAAACUCCAGCAACAGCGUCCGAAGACGCAGCGACAGAACCUCCCCCCUCUGAUUCUGCGACCAAUCCCACAUCCACAUCCGACACUGAAUCCGAUCCCUCUCCUCCGACUCCCGCUCCAUCCGACCCUGCUCCUCCGUUAGCCGAAACGGACCCUGACCGGUGA
Coprinopsis cinerea okayama7#130 is the source of this 3765-nucleotide messenger RNA. Its product is annotated as response regulator receiver domain-containing protein. NCBI's taxonomy places the organism in Eukaryota, Fungi, Basidiomycota, Agaricomycetes, Agaricales, Psathyrellaceae. The coding region runs from base 1 to 3765 and encodes 1254 amino acids. Gene Ontology annotation, biological process: phosphorelay signal transduction system. The transcript has 6 exons. The record is from RefSeq and is a predicted model, not a curated record.